Messenger RNA from Patiria miniata (bat star), 1116 nucleotides. Its product is annotated as discoidin, CUB and LCCL domain-containing protein 2-like. The transcript has 5 exons. Bases 32 to 940 code for a protein of 302 amino acids. Lineage: Eukaryota; Metazoa; Echinodermata; Asteroidea; Valvatida; Asterinidae. The record is from RefSeq and is a predicted model, not a curated record.
UCGUACACCCUUUGACGUGGAGGUGUUCAUCAUGUCUCCGAGUAUGAAGUGUACACUACUGGUCACUGUGAUUUUCUCAACACUGAGUAUUGAAGCAGUGUUUGUGUUAUCAUACCAAGUCUGCUUCAUCGGAUCCGUGUAUGAUGCACGAACAGGCAACCAGCGACGCUGGUUCCUACCCAAUGAGGAUCCCUGCGAGUGCACAGCCAUACGUCUCGGAGGCAUGACUGUUAGUGACCCGUCCUGCCAACAGGUUGCGCCCUACUACUUGAAGGGGUUCAUCCUUAGUGAGGAUCCCGAGGAAAUACGAGAUUUCUUGGAUUGUCCAGUUUCUACUUCGACGGCAGUUUCUUCAUCGACGGCAGUUUCUUCUUCGACGGCAGUUUCUCCUUCGACGGCAGGUUCUUCUUCGACGACAGUUUCUUCUUCGACGGCAUUUUCUACUUCGACGGCAGUUUCUUCUUCGACGGCAGCUCAGGGGUGUUUGGAGCCCUUGGGCCUUCGAGACGGCACCAUCCCCGAUGAGCGUAUCACUGCCUCCACUACACAGGGAUCAUUCGCUGCCUCACACGGGCGCCUUGGAUACGAUGGUUUCUGGCGACCAACCAACCACGACUCGGGUGCCUGGAUAGAGGUAGACCUCGUUCGCGAUACCCAGGUUUAUGGCGUCAUCACACAAGGGUCCAACGAAAGCUACUUUCGUGUGACCCAGUACCGCGUAGCCUACCAGCAACCGAGCGCUCCCUACUCUCAACUGUACGCGAAGAAUGACAAAGGGAGUAUCGAGUUCAUCGGUAACGAAGAAGAUGCUGAAGCAGAAAUCACCAAUUUCUUCGAAGAGAGUGUCUUGGCUACCCGAGUGCGUAUCGAGCCCACGAAAUGGUCCAACAAAAUCGCUCUGCGUUUCGAGUUGCUUGGAUGUCCUCUUUACCUUAAUUAAUUCAGCGGUCGUGCUGUCAAGGGCGGAUCCAGGGUGGGGCCUAACGGGGGCCACGCCCCCCCCCCAAAAAAAAACCGAACCCAAUUUUAUGUUCAAGUGACGUUGCAAUAAAGGCAGGCACUGCGUACACCACCAUCUUUUCCUCAAAAACAAUUGGUCAAAGUGGUCAGAAAUUG